Microthlaspi erraticum is the source of this 1014-nucleotide messenger RNA. Lineage: Eukaryota; Viridiplantae; Streptophyta; Magnoliopsida; Brassicales; Brassicaceae. The record is from the annotation of a GenBank genome assembly.
AUGCACAAAGUGUUUGGUCCUCAUUGUGUUGUGAAUGACUAUAUGGUUUCAGCAAGCCAAAUAGAUGAAAUAGUUGAAAGCGAUAAUGAUGAAGAAGAACAAGAGUCCGGAGAAGAUGAUGAUGAUAAUAAUGAAGAAGGCUUCACUUAUGGUGUACCGGAAUCGCAACCACAACAACCAAUGGAAAAUCACUCAUCAGUGCCGAUUGAGAUACCUACACAUAACCGACGAUCUAGGCAACAUGGUAACAGAGGUGGUAGAACUACUAAUAGAGGACGAAACCAAUCCAGCCGACAGACAACACAAAUUCCACGAAGAAGAGCUGUUAUGGACACACAUCUAACAAAUAUUGAGUCAUAUCUUGCAACUAUGCAAACUCCAAUCCAGAUGCUCAAUGCACGUAGCCAAGCGAAUGAAGAUUAUGAGCGUGAAUCAUGGUUGCAACUAAAUGAAUUACAAGGCAUAGAAAAAUUUACAGAUUUUUGGUGGGCAUCAUCGGAGAUUUUAAGAGACCCGUUCGAGCAAAAGAGGUUUGUGCUGCUAAAAAAUAAUGAAGAGAGAAUUCGUUUUCUCGAAGGGGUGACAGGUUAUGAUCGAAGUGGCACUUUUCGGGGUAGUCCAUGGAAACGUCAGCUUAGUGGUUCUAGCGGGCCAAGUAGUAGAGGAUCAUUUGGUAGUGGAUCUGGUUCUCCUGGCGUAGGAGGGUUUUCACAAUUCAAUAAUGCUGGAAAUUUCAACAUCGGAGGAACUUCAAAUUUUGGUGGUGAUGGUACUUCAAAUUUGGGAGGGUUUUCACAAUUUGUAAGUUCCGGUUCACCGAACCAAUUCAGAAGAAGACAAGGAUUUCAAGUUCCAAACUCUAACCCACAGUUUGAUGAGUCCUCAAAUCCAAGAGUUAGCUCUGAUGAAGGUUUUGCAUAUAGACCUGCGUCUGCAUCCGAGUUACUUGAUCGUUUUAAUUUGUCUGAUUUCAAUCGCACAAUUGGAAACAAUGAUAAUGAUGGAGACAACUAG